AAUACGUUUGUUUAACCUUCCUGUUAUCCAAAUCGUAACGGUAAAUUACCAUAGGUCAACUUUCUGUGUUUAUUAAAGAUAUAAAUAAACUUUAAAUAUGAUACUCGUUAAUUAUUAUCUCUCUACUGUAUACCUGCUCUGUUCUGUUCUGUAUAUCUGCAAAUAUUCUCCUCAGUUAAACUUUCAUGAACAAAAACUACAGAUCAGUCUCUCCGUGUAAAGGUUUGGACACCUUAGGGCACGGGGCAUAUCAUUGGGAUGGGCAGGAGGCAGCGGGAGGUGCAGCAGGUGGGGCGGCGGGAGGAGAGGCUCGUCGCUGUUGGCCGGGGGACGUGCCAGAGGGGCGCCCUGCCUAGCCCGGGGCGUGAGACAGAGCACUCAGGGUCGCUGCUGAAACCAAGUGUCUGUCUUGACUGAAAUAGAAGCCACAGGGAGUCUCCGGUCAAACAUCUGAAUCACCCUAAUCGCUACUCAAAUUACGACAGCCAAUCCUCUCGGAAUUCCUCCUUCCUGGGGACCAAUCAGCGGCCUCCUGGGAGUGCCCAUAACGGAAACCCCUCCCUCCGCCUUGGCACUGGGCAUAUGAGUGGUCCCUCGUGCCACCACCCACACCCCAUUGGUUCUUUUCACUGGGAAAGGAGGAGCCACACUCAGAAGGCGUGAGAAUGUCUUGUAAGGAGCAGUGCCAACUAUUAAUCAGUGUAAGGCCAAACCUUGAGUGCCUCAGACGUGGAUCUUCAGUGCCUGACGCAGAGCGGAACCACUACUCAGUGUCGACUCGGACCUAUCCUCUUCUGAACACUUGCACACUGCCUACUUGAUAACUGGCAGGGAUGGACGACACCAGGAGCAGCAGUGAGGGCCAGACUCAAAUGACGAGCCUCCACAGCAGCGGAGCAUUUAACCACCUUAACAAGUCCUGCUCUAAGAAGACAGUCGCAUCCUCCCGGCGGCUGCUCAGGACCCCGAAGUGCGCCCGCUGCAGGAACCACGGGGUCGUCUCCUGCCUGAAGGGCCACAAGAAGCUCUGUCGGUGGCGUGACUGCCGCUGCGCCAACUGCCUGCUGGUGGUGGAGCGGCAGCGGGUCAUGGCGGCGCAGGUGGCUCUCAGAAGACAACAAGCAUCAGAGAGCAAGGAGCAGACAGCCUGCCAUUCACCCUCAUCGUCCUCUGCUUCCUCCACCACCUCGUCCCCCUCGGCCACGACCAUGGCGAAGGGGCAGCCGGAGGAAUCGCCCGCUACCAAGGCUGCCCGGGCCAAGCUGAAGUCCGCCGAAGCCCUGCUGGCACAGAAGAGACUCUACCAGAGGCACCUCAGAUCACUACAACAAUCUGCCAUCGCUCGGGACCUGAUGACGAACCUGCGGCAGCGGCUGGGUCGCGACUGGCGGGUGCCGCCCUACCUCAGUGAGCGACAACGGAAGCGGCGCGCCUUCGCCGACCGGAACCUGGAGUCGGUGAUGCUGCAGCGGGAGGCCCUGCUAGCCCAGGCCACCCACCUGCCCGCCCACAUCCCACCAGAGUGGGUGGGGCACGUCACUCUACUGCCGGUGCACCUUCAGGAGGCACUGAGGCUCCACCCGCAGCCCGCCCAGGCCCUGCUGCAGCUGGUGGUGGAAGCGUGUGGCGGGGACCAGGCCCGCGCCCUCAGGUACUUGGCCUCCCCGCCCCCGGCCGUCCUCACUCACGCUGCCCAGGACGAGGCUUCGGCGGGCACACAAGAGCUGCCCUCACGCUUCCUGCAGCUGUCCCUCGCCCAGCCCUCCCUCCCGCUGUCCGCCUCGCACUCCCUCUUCACUGCCUCCUCCACUUCCGCCUUCAGGGUGGUUGGCAAGGAAGGAGACCAAGACUCACCCUCACCUCCACCCGCCCGCCCGCCGCCCACGCAGAGUCCACUGUCCCCCAGCCCCAGGAAGAUGAGUCCCGUCAGCUGCCCCGACGCCCUUUCCUCACGAACAGGGCCGCGCACCACCAACCCGCUGCUCCUCCAGGUGCCUUCCUCGCCCACACACACCUACCCCCCGGCCUCUCCCACGCUGCCGCCCACACACUGGACAAUGGCACUCAGCAGCAACCCUUCCCCGCCCUCGCCGCCCACCACUGACUACCGCAGAGCAUCUCUGGCUACCAUCUCACCCGCCGACCGCCCGCACGCCCACACCACUUGCCCCACGCCCAGGAAGGCUGUCAUAUCCUUCUCCGUGGAAUCCAUCAUCGGGAAGCAAACAUGAGGCGGCAGGGAUGAAGCGGCGGCGAGCAAUGACGCGGCCCACCGGCGUCCCCAGGGUGUUGUGUCGAUGUGCCGCAGCGGGGGCGUGUCGGCACCGCAGGGCCACAGAGCGCACCACCGCGUGAAGGGAAGGAGCAGCCGCAAGGAGGGCACGGUAACGAGGAAUGAAGCGACUCCUCAGACCGUCUCGCUGCGCCAUCAAGCAAUUUCACUUCUUUUCAAAGCUAGUCAGUGAGGCGGCAGCAGCGGCCACGGGAGACCCAGGCGGUGGUACGAAUAUAUUAGGUGCUUCCGCUCUCUCCACUUCCUCUCGUCUGUAUCUGCAUCCCACCACUUCCAUGAAUGAAGAUUUUUACACCCGUGAGAGUAGCGCUUCAAUAUUUCUAUAUAAACCUUGCUGUAGCGCUGUAACCCUUUCACUCCUAGACAAUCAUAAUCAUAAGUUUUUUUAUACACUUCAUUUGCGCUGUAAUCUUUUAAACAGUUCUUUGGACUAUGAAGACAAAAUUAACCUCACUUUCUUUUCAUCUGCGUCAAUGCGAGCUAUUUAUUCUCCACAAAAUGGUAAACACGCCCAUUGUAACACCAACUCCGUACCGUAGUCCAUAAUCCCCUGUAGAUGCAACACUCCUUCCCUCUCCUCUCAUUUCUCUAGUCGUGUCAUCCAUGUAUCCUUCUCUCCACUCCUCGCCUCAUUUUUCAUUAUCCUAUCCAUGUAUCUUUAUCCUCUCCACUCGCCUCAUCCUUCAUAAUUUUCACCGCAAAGAGAGUAGAGGUGGAGAUUUACACUUACGUCCGGGGCAAGGAAACAUCACGAGGUCUUCAGUUAACCCCAGUGGCCGACCAAAGAAAUAGUACUUAAGUCUUGGUGCCUGUGUGGUCAUGUACAGAAUCACUCAAGUCACCUCCCAGAAAGCAGUGAAUGACAACAGAAAACGGGAGGCUCUUGAUAUUCUUAGUUAAGUAUUAGUGCGUGUUGAGAUAUGUAGAAAAAACGUAUUUAAGUAUCAAUAGAAUUAAUUAUACGUAGCUAUUAGACAGUUUGACUUUUGUUCUAAUAAGGACGCAUCGCUGUGGAUUUGUUAAUGGACAGUUAUAAGCGUGUAUGUUAUUUUUUUUCCUACCAGUGUUACGACAAGAAUGUUUGUUUCUCUUCCUCUACACAAGGGGAACUACAAGUGCCUGCGUAUAGUACUGUUUUCACUUGUUACUUUGACCUAGCUCGAGUCUUGUGGCCGAGUUGGCGACGCUAAUAAAACGUUAAUUAA
Molecule: messenger RNA, 3498 nt
Organism: Scylla paramamosain (green mud crab)
Lineage: Eukaryota; Metazoa; Arthropoda; Malacostraca; Decapoda; Portunidae
Product: doublesex- and mab-3-related transcription factor 3-like
Exons: 4
Coding region: 834-2231 (465 amino acids)
Biological process (GO): sex differentiation; regulation of transcription by RNA polymerase II
Cellular component (GO): nucleus
Molecular function (GO): DNA-binding transcription factor activity, RNA polymerase II-specific; RNA polymerase II cis-regulatory region sequence-specific DNA binding
Source: RefSeq, a predicted model, not a curated record